GAGAGAGAGAGGGAGAGAGAGGGAGAGGGGGGGAGUAACGUGGGUUUCCGUCCUCUCUCCAGCAGCACCUGUGUAACCGGAGAACAAGCCGCGGCGGCCGCUUCGCUUCCAGCCGAACAGCUUCUGUGUUUCCGCUGCGGUUCGGUUCGGGUCGGUUCGGCUCGGUGAGGAUUUCCUGCCGGAGCGGCUGCGGUGCCCCCCCCCCUCUCUCUCUCUCCGCGGGGAAACACACUUGUCGCAGCGGGCGGCUCGCCGCGGGAUCAGUUCGGGGACCGGAAGACUCCGGCGGGGAGCCCCGGAGGGCAGCAUGCCUGCGCCGGAUCUGUGUCAGCUCCGUGUCCGGGUCUGGAGCGCGGGAUUAUCCUGAUGCAUGCUGGACUUGUUGCUGCUGGAGGAAAUACACGCUGUGUGGAGGGAAAACACCACCGACACAGCGGGGAGAUAAUUCACCGACAAACCGGAUUUUAACGGAUUUCAUGAGCAAACGGAAGCUUCUGAAGAGUUUGUUCGGCGUCUUCUGGCUGUUUGCUGCUUUUACGCGUCCAAACAAACAGCCACCGACCGCUGCUGCGGACUGACUGACACCGCGUGCGGAUUGGUGCGUUCUUCGCGGUUUUACGCAGCGAUUUCGUGCGUAAAACCCUCUGUUUUCCCGGAGAAACUCGGUGGAUUGUUGCCUGGCGCUCCGGCUUCUCUCCCCAGAUGCCCUCUCGCGCCCCUGUCGCUCCGUGAAUCCCCCUAACGAGCCUCCGUAGAGAAUCAGGACCGAGCUCCAGGACCAGCAUGGCAGCAGGGGUGGCGGCGUGGCUGCCGUUCGCGCGCGCGGCGGCCAUCGGGUGGAUGCCGGUGGCCGGGGCGCCCAUGCCGGUGCCCCCGAAGAACAAGCACCGCGGGAGGGACGGGCUCAUCAUGCUGAACGUGAGCGGCACAAAGUUUCAGACCUGGCGGGACACUCUGGACCGGUACCCGGACACCCUGCUGGGCAGCACGGAGCUGGACUUCUUCUUCCACGAGGAGACCAACGAGUACUUCUUCGACCGCGACCCGGACAUCUUCCGCCACAUCCUCAACUUCUACCGCACCGGGAAGCUGCACUACCCGCGGCAGGAGUGCAUCUCCGCGUACGACGAGGAGCUGGCGUUCUUCGGCAUCAUCCCGGAGAUCAUCGGGGACUGCUGCUAUGAGGACUACAAGGACCGGCGGCGGGAGAACCAGGAGCGGAUCCAGGACGACGAGGAGAUGAACCAGACCAACGACCUGGUCUCUGUGGAGCUGAGCUUCCGGGAGACCAUGUGGCGCGCCUUUGAGAACCCGCACACCUCCACCAUGGCGCUGGUCUUCUACUAUGUCACCGGCUUCUUCAUCGCGGUGUCGGUGCUCGCCAACGUGGUGGAGACGGUCCCGUGCGGCCUCGCGCCGAACCGCGCCAAGGAGGUGUCGUGCGGUGAGCGGUACGCGCUGGCCUUCUUCUGCCUGGACACCGCGUGCGUCAUGAUCUUCACGGUGGAGUACCUGCUGCGCCUGCUCGUGGCGCCGAGCCGCUACAAGUUCGUGAAGAGCGUCAUGAGCGUCAUCGACGUGGUGGCCAUCAUGCCGUACUACAUCGGCCUCGUCAUGACGGACAACGAGGACGUGAGCGGCGCCUUCGUUACUCUGCGCGUCUUCAGGGUGUUUCGGAUUUUCAAAUUCUCGCGGCACUCUGCGGGACUUCGCAUCCUGGGCUACACUCUGAAGAGCUGCGCGUCGGAGCUGGGCUUCCUGCUCUUCUCCCUCACCAUGGCCAUCAUCAUCUUCGCCACCGUCAUGUUCUACGCGGAGAAGGGAUCCACCGCCAGCAAGUUCACCAGCAUCCCGGCCGCCUUCUGGUACACCAUCGUCACCAUGACAACGCUGGGAUACGGCGACAUGGUACCGAAGACCAUCAUGGGGAAGAUCUUCGGCUCCGUCUGCUCUCUGAGCGGCGUGUUGGUCAUCGCUCUGCCGGUUCCCGUCAUCGUCUCCAACUUCAGCCGAAUCUACCACCAGAGCCAGAGAGCCGAGAAGAGACGGGCGCAGAAGAAAACCAGGCUUGCUAGAAUUCGCGCGGUGAAGAGCGGAGGGGCUAACGCUUAUUUGCAGUACAAACACAGCCGGCUGCUGAUUGACCUAGAUGAGGCGUCCAAGGAAGCAGGACAGGCGCUGGUGUGUAAGACCAACCCCAAGUUCGAGGUGCAUCAUCAUCACCUUCUGCACUGUCUGGAGAAGACUACGAACCACGAGUUUGUGGAUGAGAAGACAUACGAGGCGAGCUGCAGGGAGUUAACUCUGGUGAAGCAGGUGUCUCGCUCUUCCUCCGUCUCCUCCUCUUCCUCACCUCAUAGCUUCACCUCCUGCUGCACCCGCAGGAAGAGGAAGACCUUCAACGUCCCCAACUCCAACAUGUCUGUGGGUCUCCAGGGCAGCGUCCAGGAGCUGAGCACCAUCCAGAUCAGAGAGAGACCGCUCACCAAUAGUCGUUCCAGUCGAUCCAGUCUGAAUGCCAAAUAUGAGGAGACGAUUCCUCUGAACUGUGACCAGCCGUACAUCACUGCUGCCAUCAUCAGCAUGCCCUCACCACCCGGCCCCACGCCUGAAGGCAACGACUCAGCCAGCUCCACCAACUACUCCCAGGCCAACAUCGUCCGGGUGUCCGCACUCUAGAUAAUACCAUCCCCCUCCGGCACAGAAACACAACCCACCCAGCAGGAAGACGACGGGGGGUCAGGGGUCGAUGGCCCCGCACCACAACAGACUCAGAGGGCGGGGGUUUGGAUCUCGAGUCCAUGAUAGAAGUGACGGGUUAGCAAACCUCUCAUGGAGGAAAACGUCAUUCUGUACUCACUAAAACUCAGCUAACCCCGCCUUGGAUUGCAAUUGUUUUAUUUCGUCUUCUAGGAAGGAUUUUUAUUCCAGCAGUCAAACUUCAGAAAAGAGAAAAUAGUAGCACUUUGGCUGAUGACUGAUCUCUAGCUGAGAGAAAUUUAAAUCAUCACCAUUGCUAUUUUUCCAAUCCUGUAUGUCUUUAAAUUUGAUGUCUUACAACACAAAGAAAGCUGAUGCUAACGGAGAUUUCUUAAUCUUGAAUGCAGUUUAAAGGAAAUGUCUGACAUUUUGGGAACAACACUUUUCUGGUAACAUCUUACGAGAGUUAGAUGAGAAAAUAGAAGUUUCAGAUGUGUUUAGUCUAGCGUAGCACAAAGGCUGGAACCAGGGGGAAACUGCUAGCCUAGCUCCAUCAAAAGAGAAAAAAUUCACCUUCCAACAACUCCAAGUCUGCGUUAUUUACAAGUUGUAUCUUGUUAGCUAAGAAGCUAGGCACCAAUCCAAUCAAGAGUCAGUUGGGUUUAGUUGACUGGAGCUAGGAGUUAAGGCCUAGAGGCUAACUCUGAACUAACUGGACCUUAAAGCUAACUUGAUUCAUGGCUUUGCCUUAAACUUUACAAAUCGCUAGCGUUAAAGAAAAUUAUCUAGUACUGAAAUGACAAAUGACCUCUGCUAAGCCAUAAAGGGAAAACAAUUAAUUUAUGUCAUUACAUAAAGGAACUUUUUUGAAAAGUCCUCAGAUUUGUUAUCUGUUGAAAGAGUUAGACUAACAGUCUUCCAGAGCUAACUGCUCCUAAAACCACAAGGUCUCAGUUUCUAUUUCUACUUGUGUGAAAUAAACAAGAUAAAACAAGACAGUUUUGAAGUUGUUGGUAGGUAUUUUUUCUGUCCUAACAUUAGCUUUCACUUAGCUAGGCUAGCAGUCUUCUCAUCUGUCUCUAUUUAUAUUAGAAAAUCAGAGUUGUCGUACUUUGUGUCGCGGUCCUGGACAGCUUCUCAUUGAAAUUUCAGUUCAUCAGGUGCUCAAAAGAUUCAUUAUGGGAAGGUUGUUGAAAAUAGGAACUCACCAUGUGGUUGGCAAUCUUCCUAAUUACUCUUUUAGGGUGGAAACAAACAAAAAAACAACAUAAACCGGGUGUCAGAUAGUCCGGAAGCAAUAUUGCAGUACUGCUAGUGAAUCAAACUGUAGUCUUGUUUAUACAUAAAUGAAAUGUUUCUGUUACAUCAUUGGCUAUCUGACUGGCCGUGUAUUUUCUCCUAAAAGUCACUUAGAAAACUGCCUACUAUUCAGUGAGUUCGUAUUUUCAACAUUCAUCCCGUAAUGAGUUUUCAGGACCCCUGGGUAACGGAAAUGUCCAAGUUAUAGGAGACCUUCACCAUCGGGGACCACAGCAGUCCGUACUUUACUCUGUGGCUUGGUCACAUAGUGUUUACUAUGCAAACCUUAAGGGGAAAAUCCAUUAUUUUCUUACCUUUAAUCCAGCAGCAGGUUACAUUUUCACGUAUUUGAACGUAUUUGAUCUACAGUCUUAAAGAGUCUUAAAAUGUUUAAUUGGGCCGAAACCAACUGUUUCUGAAACGCUAUGAGCAGCUACAGCUACUACUGUAUUUUAUAAUACAUACAAAGAUAACCCAAUAUGUAUACAUUUGUUUCAUAUUUUAAUUCAUUUAAAAUUGGGACUAUUUGACUAUUUUUAAGCCAACAAAGGCUAAAGAAAAGCAUUUUUAUUCCUGGUAGUGUGGUGAAGGCUUUUAAAGAAAAUAUAACUGAACAGCAAACUUAAAGAAUAAAAUAUGCAAUUAAAGUUUUUUUAGAUGGGGUAUAUUGGGAGGUCUUGGACUAUGUUUUAUUCUUUUAUUCUUUUUUAUUUGACUUUAUUUGAUUUCAUUAAGUUUUAUUAUUAUCAAUUUUUAAAUUAGAUUCGAUUAUAUUCGUAUUUAGUACUUAUUUUACUAUUUAUUAUUGUUAUUUAUUAAUUUACUUAUUUUUAUUUAUAAUUUGUUAUAUGUAUUCAUAUUUGUAUUGAUCUUACUAAUUUUCCUUUGACCUUAGUAAUUGAAUCCUGGCUACAGCGCUGGACAUGUGACCAAAUCACGGAGUAACAAACGGAGUGCUGAGGUCACAAAUCGAGCGCGAGAGUGUGAGUUCUGGAUCAGGGCUACGUAACAUGGCUAACAAACGUCUUUCUGAAAAAUGAGGAGCUUUUCCUUUAAUUCGCUGAUUUAGUGGAGGAGGUUUUGUAUUUGCAGCUCUGACGUAGAAGGAGAGGACGAGGAAAACCUCUCAGCAUGUUCAGUAUCUGUGUGUGUGUGUGUUUGAGUGCAUGGAUCAGUGUGUUUCCAUGUGUGUCGGGACGUUCCUCUGCAUGCCGAUGUGACCGAAUGCGUGCGUGACCCCACUGCUGCCGUUUCAUCGGUUUUCAUCCAUUGGAGCAGGCCGGGGUCUGGGCCCGGCUCUGUAUAUACUAGUUUUUUACCUGAUUUCUGUCAGAGCUGACUGCAGAAACACGAACACAUCGUGAAAAAAACGUUGAUGUCAAUUUGUGAUAAGAAAAAUGUUUGCAAAAUGUUUUUGUCUUUGCACCGGAGCAUUUGUCUUUGUUGUCUUGCUUGCAGAUGUAUUUAACGCCCCUCGCUGCCUAAUGUUGUUUUUCUUUUCUUGAUGUACUCCACCCAGGGUUAAAGCACUGCGUCGGGCAGAUAUUACGUUUUUAUGACACCACAAGUUGGCAGAACUGAUUUCAGGGAGAUUCGAGGAUGUUCAGGGGAGAUUUACAUUACUGAGACUGUACUGUAUUUAAAUGCAUAUAACUAUUAUAACUACUCUUAUUGCAACAAUAACCCCCUUAAAACAUAAAAUGUACUGAAGUCAACCUCCCUCCGCCCAAUUCUCCCCAUAAAAGAAAGCAGGAUAGAUGCUGUUAGCAGCUUCUUCGUUUUAGAUCUUAUAAGCUGUUUCAACUUUUAUUUCGUGAGUUAGCCAAACUACAAAAUUAACAGUGGGCUGUUUAAGAGAGAAAUUACACUUGUUUUUACUGUCAGUCUGUUGGUCGCUGAAUUAUAUUUAUUAUAGCGUUAGCUGCCUGUGCACAUCGUUUUCCAGCCCCGUACGUUGUAGUUGGAUAGCAAUCAAGUACUGAUCGUACUGAGCGACAAAUAAAGCAGAUGGUAAAUAAUAGUGUGAGUUCCCCAGUGAGACUUUUAAGCACAUAAAAUCAGUGUUUUUAUCACUUUAAAUAGGAUCUCUGUACAUUCAGAGCUGAGCAGCAGCUUGUCCUGUCAGUCUGUGAAUUAAUAACGUUAGCUAACGCUAGCUAACAUAGCAUUAGCUCAGCAGCUAAAGGAGAAAGUGCUUCAACCAUGGAUGUAUUAAGAGAACUGGAUACAGCGUCGGAGGCGGGGCCUCGUUCAUUCCUAUGAAAGCGUCUCAGUGGCGCAUGAAGCCAGAAAAGAUCUAAGUCAGCACGUGGUUAGCCUAGCUUUGCGCUUGUUCGUCCCUCUCUCUAAAACCACAGAGCUAGGCUAGCUGCUAGCAGAGCUAGAGCUAGGCUAGCUGUUUCCCCCGGCGUCCAGUCCUUAUGCUAAACUAUAGGCUAGCAUAAAAAUCCCCCUCUUGGAAAGAAAGUGAAUCAGAAUCAGUAAGCUAAUAUCUUCAAAUUCUCCUCUAUGUCCUAUAACGAACACGACAACACCAAAGUCUGUUAAUAUUUCGGUGAAUAUUUUAGAUGCACAACGUCGUCGACCCAUCUCGUGUUCACGAGAUAAUAAUUUGUGUGUAUAAGUUGUUAUCUAGUCCGAACAAGUUAAAAAAUACAGUAUUUCAGGAUUUCAGGGUGCUAUAUUUCAGACUGUGUGUGAUUUGCAGGUCAAAAGCCAUCUGUGUAUCCAGGUUACACUGGACCUAAAUUUGGUUUUUCUAAAGUCUAGGUUACAUUAAACAUGACAUGACUCACUGACUAUAUUUCAUGCAGUUAGGACUUGUUUCACACUGAAAUAUAGUUACUGAAAGAAAACAUUCAGUAGUUUGGGUUCCAGUGUCGAGUUUGGUUGUCUCCUGACAAACGAGGAAACACUAAAUACUUGUCAUAUUUGGUAUGAAAAUGGUCAAAUAUGGAUAUUGUGUGUCCUCUCUCAGAAACGUCAGCACUGACACCAGUCUGUGGUGAGCAGAGUGAACUCGAGGCGACUCUGCUCUCCUUAAAACACAUACUGUGACCGUCUGCCCACACCUGUUCAGUUCUGGGUGGAUUAUAUGAAGAUGUUCAGACCUGGUGGACGUUUCUGCCCCGCAGUUGGACUUAACGUUUGUUGGGGGAAAGAGCACAGCGGAUACGUUUGUGUGAUCUGUAUUUGGAUUUUGGCUCUUUUUUCCUUCAAACAUUCGUGGACGACUGAAAUCAAUUCAGCACUGAUGCAAAUAUAUUCGAAAAGGUUUUAACGACUGAUAUCUCUUCGCGCUGGAAUUUCAUCUUGAACUUGAUUAAACACAGAUUGACUUCUUUGUUGUUUAUUUUUGAAGACGACAAACGUUGGCCCACAUUUCGGAGUGAAACUGCAAAUGGCCACCCCUGCUCGCAGCCCCGAAAUUAACCCCCCUGUCAUCCAUCUCCGCUUGACUAUAAUGCGACAUAUGCAACCUUCUUUGGUUUGUUCUCUUGUUUUGGUUUCGUAAAGAUACCUUAUACUUUGAAUUUAGGGAUGAGGGGAAAAAAUGAUAGAAACAUAUUUUUGAGGAUCAUAUUGUUGAUUUUUGCUUGUAAAAGAAAGAAAUAAGGAUUGUAAUUAUUAUUACUGUUGCUAGUGCACAUGUGCUGUAAUUGUUCUUUAUGGUGUAGUAAAUCAUGCCAUUUUCUAGUAAUUUCCAUAAUAAGUUGUGUGUCUUAUGUUCAGUUAAUGUUCCACAUGAUAUUUUUCUAAAGCGUUCCCGAUACAGCAUGCAUGCGUUUGGAUCAGCCGCCAUGUCGGAGGGAGGAAGCGAUAAAAGGAUUUAUUGUAAAUUGAAGAAAUUCUGAGGAUGAUUAUGGUAAUUAGUACUUUUGAUUUGUUACAGCUUGUGUUAUAUUGAUAAAAUAUGAAUUAUUGAGGAUAAUAUUAAAAAAAGAGAAGCUUCCAUGGUUUUAGUCCGGUGCAGUGUCUGAGUAAAUAGAAUAAAACAUUGUCCUAUUAAAACACUCGA
Siniperca chuatsi (mandarin fish) is the source of this 8017-nucleotide messenger RNA. Its product is annotated as potassium voltage-gated channel subfamily D member 2-like. Gene Ontology annotation, molecular function: protein binding; A-type (transient outward) potassium channel activity. The coding region runs from base 784 to 2679 and encodes 631 amino acids. Gene Ontology annotation, biological process: potassium ion transmembrane transport; protein homooligomerization. The transcript is spliced from 6 exons. Lineage: Eukaryota; Metazoa; Chordata; Actinopteri; Centrarchiformes; Sinipercidae. Gene Ontology annotation, cellular component: membrane; voltage-gated potassium channel complex. The record is from RefSeq and is a predicted model, not a curated record.